CUCAUUCAAAAAUUGAAUCGCCAAGCAAAAACAAUCAUAAGAUCAAAUCUCCAAUAAAGAUAACCCCACAAUUGUUGGCUAAAACUAGUAAAACUCAUAACUCAACAUUUUCAAUGCCUGCAAGAAAAAAUACUCAAAACAAAUCUCCAAUGAAAAGAUUUUCCCAAAGUUGUAUGUAUUUAAAUAUUUUUGAUUUAAAUUGUAUAACAUUUUCUGAUGUUUUGAAUCUAUAUUAUGUUUUAUAGACAAUGAUCAAUAUUUAGUUGUUGAAUCUGAUAGAAAAAAAAAUGGAAAUACAUUUCGAAGCCUGUCUCCUGAUUUGUGUAUGUUUGUUUCUUUAUAAAUGUUAAAAUUGAUAUAUUUAAUUGAUUUUAUCCUUUUUUUUUUAUAGUAUUGAGUAGUACAGAAUUUUUACCAUCUCCCAAAAUGACAAAAAUCAUUGAUCAACAUAACUCGCAUAGAACUCAUUCAAAAAUUGAAUCGCCAAGCAAAAACAAUCAUAAGAUCAAAUCUCCAAUAAAGAUAACCCCACAAUUGUUGGCUAAAACUAGUAAAACUCAUAACUCAACAUUUUCAAUGCCUGCAAGAAAAAAUACUCAAAACAAAUCUCCAAUGAAAAGAUUUUCCCAAAGUUGUAUGUAUUUAAAUAUUUUUGAUUUAAAUUGUAUAACAUUUUCUGAUGUUUUGAAUCUAUAUUAUGUUUUAUAGACAAUGAUCAAUAUUUAGUUGUUGAAUCUGAUAGAAAAAAAAAUGGAAAUACAUUUCGAAGCCUGUCUCCUGAUUUGUUGUUGCAUAGUCCAGGAUCUUCACCAUCUCCCAGAACAACAAACACCAUCAAUCUACAUAACUUUUCUGCCAACAGUAGUAUGUCAAAUCACUUUAAUAAAAUCCAAAGAAGCCCUUUUAAGACACCCACCAAAAAAAUUGAAUCUGCGAGAAAACAAUUGUUUGUUAAUUCUGAAAUUCCUGAAAAUUCAUUGCCGAAAACAGCCACUAAUAGUCAACAUUAUCGUUCUCCUCACAAAAGUGUCUCUUAUAAGUCGUAUGAAUCAAAUGUAAAAAAAAGAAGCCCUGUAAAAACUUCAACUAUUAAGGCAAAAAAGUAUUUAUCAGAUGAACAAUUCAAAGAAUUCAUGCAACAUAAUGUAAUACUUCUAAAACAUAAUAUGAGAAACCUGGACGAAAAACUGACUAUGCUACUUGAACAGACUAAAAAAAAUGAUUCCUACAUCAAUGAUAGUAACGAUAAAGAAACUAUUGAUUAUUCACAUCUUGAUUGCUUCUUUCCAAUCUGCGAUGAAACUACACUAGAUGCUAUUGAAGAACAAUUAUCUGUGGACAAAAUAUACAAUACUGAAAUGAAAAACAAGCUGAUAGGACUUGGUGGAAAAACAGUAAAGAUUUUUGUUAAACGAAUCAUGCAAUUUCUAUUUACUGACAGUCUCUUAAAGUUGUAUUCUUUCCAUGGUAGAGGAAAUAAAAAGAAGUGUUUUUCAAAUCUUGCCAUUUCAAAAGUCAUAUUCAGUAAGUUUCUAAAAUAAUUAGUAUUAAUAUAGUU
Molecule: messenger RNA, 1558 nt
Organism: Acyrthosiphon pisum (pea aphid)
Lineage: Eukaryota; Metazoa; Arthropoda; Insecta; Hemiptera; Aphididae
Exons: 7
Coding region: 867-1541 (224 amino acids)
Source: RefSeq, a predicted model, not a curated record